AUGUCGGCCAUGAUCCCGGUCGCUUUACUCUUGGUAGCGCUUCUCGCGUUGUAUAUGUACGGCACGAGAAAUUUCAAGUAUUGGGAGCAGAGGGGUGUGAAGUAUGUUCCUCCGUGGCCCUUUGUCGGCAACAAUGGGAGGAUCUACCUCAUGCGGCGGAGUAUGACCGAGGAAAUCGUCUCCGCAUACUGGGACUACCCCGAGGAGAAGGUGGUCGGUUGCUUCUGGGCCACAAAGCCGGAGCUGGUUAUCAGGGAUCCGGACAUCAUUAAGCGAGUGCUGACCAGCGACUUCUCGUCCUUCUACCCGCGCGGCUUGAACACUCACAAAGAAAUCGUCGAGCCCCUGCUGCGCAAUUUGUUCUUCGCGGACGGCGACCUUUGGCGGCUGCUGCGCCAGCGGAUGACGCCAGCGUUCACCAGCGGGAAGCUGAAAGCGAUGUUCCCGCUGAUCGUGGAAAGAGCUGAGAAGCUGCAGGCACGGGCUCUGGGCACCGCGUCCACGGGUCAGAUCCUAGACGCCCGCGACCUCAUGGCCCGCUACACGACCGACUUCAUAGGGGCAUGCGGCUUCGGUCUCGACGCUGACUCCCUUAGCGAUGAGGAGUCCGCAUUCAGGAAACUAGGCGCGAAAAUCUUCAAAGCCGGCCCGAAGGAGAUUUUCGUUGCCAUGCUGAAAGAAGUGUUUCCCGAAAUGUGUAAACGCCUGAAGUAUUUGUACAGAGUCGAGAAGGACAUGAUCGAUCUUGUCAAAAGUAUUCUUAAAGUGAGAAAUUACGAGCCGACUGGUAGGAACGACUUCAUAGAUUUGUUACUCGAGUGCAAGAAAAAGGGAAUAAUUGUGGGGGAAUCGAUCGAAAGGCUGAAAGCAGACGGCACUCCUGAGACAGCGACAUUGGAAUUGGACGAUAAGCUGAUAGCAGCGCAGGUGUUUGUCUUCUUCGCAGCCGGCUUUGAAACUUCGUCUUCCGCCACCAGUUUCACCUUGCAUCAGUUAGCGUACAACCCGAAGGAGCAGGUGAAAGUUCAAGAAGAACUAGACACUGUCCUUGCCAAAUAUGAUAACAAAAUAAGCUACGAAGCAGUCAAAGAAUUGACAUACCUAAGCUGCUGUUUCAAAGAGGCGAUGAGGAUAUUUCCCUCGUUGGGUUUCUUGAUCAGACAAUGCGUCCGCAAGUACACUUUCACCGAAAUCAACUUGACCAUAGACGAGGGAGUGUACAUAUUAAUUCCCGUGCAAGCGUUGCACAAUGAUCCUAAAUACUUUGAGUGUCCAGAAGAGUUCCGACCAGAGAGAUUUUACCCGGAAAAUUUCAAUUCUAUAGAAAAAUUUACUUAUCUACCUUUCGGCGAGGGACCACGAACUUGUAUCGGCGAGCGCUUGGGCAUGCUACAGUCGUUAGCCGGCCUCGCGGCCAUCCUGAGCCGCUUCACCGUGGAACCUGCCCCGGAAACGUUGCGUUAUCCGAAGAUCGACCCAACUUCCGGCAUAGUUCAGACUAUCAAAGGGGGGCUGCCUUUGCUUUUUCGCAGAAGAGCUAUAUCG
Messenger RNA from Iphiclides podalirius (scarce swallowtail), 1545 nucleotides. Lineage: Eukaryota; Metazoa; Arthropoda; Insecta; Lepidoptera; Papilionidae. The record is from the annotation of a GenBank genome assembly.